AUGGGGAGAGUGCACGUGCGGGUGAAGAUGCGGAGAGCGCGUGUGCUGGGGGUGAAGAUGCGGAGAGCGCGCGUGCUGGGGGCGAAGAUGGGGAGAGCGCGCGUGCUGGGGGCGAAGAUGGGGAGAGCGCGCGUGCUGGGGGCGAAGAUGGGGAGAGCGCGCGUGCUGGGGGCGAAGAUGGGGACAGCGCGCGUUGCGGGGGGCGAAGAUGGGGAGAGCGCGCGUUGCGGGGGGCGAAGAUGGGGAGAGCGCGCGUUGCGGGGGGCGAGGGAGGGGAGAGCGCGCGUGCUGGGGGUGAAGAUGGGGAGAGUGCACGUGCAGGUGAAGAUGCAGACAGCGCGUGUGCUGGGGGUGAAGAUGGGGAGAGCGCGCGUGUUGGGGGUGAAGAUGGGGAGAGCGCGCGUGCUGGGGGCGAAGAUGGGGAGAGCGCGCGUUGCGGGGGGCGAGGGAGGGGAGAGCGCGCGUGCUGGGGGUGAAGAUGGGGAGAGUGCACGUGCGGGUGAAGAUGCGGAGAGCGCGUGUGCUGGGGGUGAAGAUGCGGAGAGCGCGUGUGCUGGGGGUGAAGAUGGGGAGAGCGCGCGUGUUGGGGGUGAAGAUGGGGAGAGGGCGGGUGCUGGGGGUGAAGAUGGGGAGAGGGCGCGUGCUGGGGGUGAAGAUGGGGAGAGGGCGCGUGCUGGGGGUGAAGAUGGGGAGAGGGCGCGUGCUUGGGGUGAAGAUGGGGACAGUGCGCGGGCGGGUGAAGAUGGGGAGAGGGCGCAUGCUGGGGGUGAAGAUGGGGAGAGUGCGCGUGCUGGGGGUGAAGAUGGGGAGAGUGCGCGUGCUGGGGGUGAAGAUGGGGAGAGUGCGCGGGCGGGUGAAGAUGGGGAGAGUGCGCGGGCGGGUGAAGAUGGGGAGAGGGCGCGUGCAGGGGGUGAAGAUGGGGAGAGUGCGCGUGCAGGGGGUGAAGAUGGGGAGAGUGCGCCUACAGGGGGUGAAGAUGGGGAGAGUGCGCGGGCGGGUGAAGAUGGGGAGAGUGCACCUGCUGGGGGUGAAGAUGGGGAGAGUGCACCUGCUGGGGGUGAAGAUGGGGAGAGUGCGCGGGCGGGUGAAGAUGGGGAGAGGGCGCGUGCCGGGGGUGAAGAUGGGGAGAGGGCGCGUGCUGGGGGUGAAGAUGGGGAGAGUGCGCGUGUUGGGGGUGAAGAUGGGGAGAGGGCGCGUGUUGGGGGUGAAGAUGGGGAGAGUGCGCGGGCGGGUGAAGAUGGGGAGAGUGCGCGUGCUGGGGGUGAAGAUGGGGAGAGGGCGCGUGCUGGGGGUGAAGAUGGGGAGUGCGCGCGUGCUGGGGGUGAAGAUGGGGAGAGUGCGCGUGCUGGGGGUGAAGAUGGGGAGAGUGCGCGUGUUGGGCGUGAAGAAGGGGAGAGGGCGCGUGUUGGGCGUGAAGAAGGGGAGAGGGCGCGUGCUGGGGGUGAAGAUGAGGAGAGGGCGCGUGCUGGGGGUGAAGAUGAGGAGAGGGCGCGUGCUGGGGGUGAAGAUGAGGAGAGUGCGCGUGCUGGGGGUGAAGAUGGGGAGAGGGCGCGUGUUGGCGUGAAGAUGGGGAGAGCGCGCGUGUUGGGGUUGAAGAUGGGGAGAGGGCGCGUGCUGGGGGUGAAGAUGGGGAGAGUGCGCCUGCUGAGGGUGAAGAUGGGGAGAGUGCGCCUGCUGAGGGUGAAGAUGGGGAGAGUGCGCCUGCUGAGGGUGAAGAUGGGGAGAGUGCGCCUGCUGGGGGUGAAGAUGGGGAGAGUGCGCGGGCGGGUGAAGAAGGGGAGAGGGCGCGUGUUGGGGGUGAAGAUGGGGAGUGUGCGCGUGUUGGGGGUGAAGAUGGGGAGAGGGCGCAUGCUGGGGGUGAAGAUGGGGAGUGCGCGCGGGCGGGUGAAGAUGGGGAGAGUGCGCGUGCUGGGGGUGAAGAUGGGGAGAGUGCGCAGGCAGGUGAAGAUGGGGAGAGGGCGCGUGUUGGGGGUGAAGAUGGGGAGAGUGCGCGGGUGGGUGAAGAUGGGGAGAGGGCGCGUGUUGGGGGUGAAGAUGGGGAGAGGGCGCGUGCUGGGGGUGAAGAUGGGGAGAGCGCGCGUGUUGGGGGUGAAGAUGGGGAGAGCGCGCGUGCUGGGGGCGAAGAUGGGGAGAGCGCGCGUUGCGGGGGGCGAGGGAGGGGAGAACGCGCGUGCUGGGGGUGAAGAUGGGGAGAGUGCACGUGCGGGUGAAGAUGCGGAGAGCGCGUGUGCUGGGGGUGAAGAUGGGGAGAGCGCGCGUGCUGGGGGCGAAGAUGGGGAGAGCGCGCGUGCUGGGGGCGAAGAUGGGGAGAGCGCGCGUGCUGGGGGCGAAGAUGGGGAGAGCGCGCGGACACGUGGUCUGGGUGAGCCAUGGCUGGAGGCACAAACCGGUUGGCUAUUGGAGGUGCACGUGAUACGGUUUACGACUGUGCGCAACACCCACGUGACGCGGGAUGAAGGCGCUGUAGAGCUCCACGUGACAUGA
Hemiscyllium ocellatum (epaulette shark) is the source of this 2484-nucleotide messenger RNA. Its product is annotated as spidroin-1-like. Lineage: Eukaryota; Metazoa; Chordata; Chondrichthyes; Orectolobiformes; Hemiscylliidae. The record is from RefSeq and is a predicted model, not a curated record. The coding region runs from base 1 to 2484 and encodes 827 amino acids. The transcript has 2 exons.